Messenger RNA from Arachis stenosperma, 1199 nucleotides. RefSeq lists its product as uncharacterized. The transcript has 2 exons. NCBI's taxonomy places the organism in Eukaryota, Viridiplantae, Streptophyta, Magnoliopsida, Fabales, Fabaceae. Bases 6 to 878 code for a protein of 290 amino acids. The record is from RefSeq and is a predicted model, not a curated record.
AGAUAAUGAAGAAGUGGCAAAUGGAAAUCCUUCACCACUGUCACACCAUACAGCCCUUCUCCAUAUUCGAUUCUCACCCUUCUCCAUGGCGACCCCAUCACCCAAAACCCUAUUCCCACUCUCGCGUUUCUUGCUCCAACAACAACAACAACUUCCGCCGGUGGGAUUCCAAUGCCGAACCGUUUCGCCGACGAAACUUCAACAGAAGAACCGAACCUGAUGAGCAGCAGCAACAACAACGGCGGGAGCGAGAGUACUGGAGCAAGAGGCGGUGGUGGUCCGACGAGCCUCCCGAUAUUGACGAAGGAAGCAGCGGUGGGGUUUGGGAAGAAGUCAUUGAUAGUAUUUGGAUUUUCCAGGUUUUUAAAUCCUAUGGUUGGGCACUCCCUUUCAUCAUAGUAUCAUUUUUGCUAUCUACUGGUCCAAAAGCUUUCCUGAUGGCAUUAGCACUUCCUCUUGGUCAGUCAGCACUUCAAUUAGCAUUUGAGAAACUAUGGGGACAGCCGGAGAACAAACCGAAACGCAAGUAUAGGACAAGGAGGAAACCCCGUGGGAUGAAUGGCACCACAGUUGAUGAAGAAGCAGAAGAAAACUCGAGAACGAGAACGGGGAGGACAGGCUACCAAUCAUGGGUUGUUGAGGACAAUAAUAGUUCAGCUGCUGAUAGUGGGAACCGAGAAUCGCAAAGCUUUAGGGGGUGGGAUGACUUAGAAAGAUCUAGAUCAACAAGCUCAUCUCCUAUGAUGGAUGGGUCAAGAAGCACGCGAACAGAAGCCGGCAGGCUGAGUAGGAGAGAAGUAAAAAGCGACACGCCGCUGCUGUUGCGAUUACUUAUUGCCAUUUUUCCAUUUUUGGGCACAUGGACAAAGAUGCUUUGAACGUGAUAGUCUCUAACUCUCUAUCAUUAAUAUUUGAGGAGAGGCCAAGAAGUUAUUUAUCUUCACAGCAUGCGUGGUCUUAUGUCUUAAUAUAUAAAUUACUUGAUGAAUUAAGUUCAUCCACAUUAGCAAACGCACGUUCUUAUUUUUCAAAUCCCCAUUUUGGUGGUCUUUUUAGUGUGUUGUAACUUGUAACGAGUCCUUCACGAAAUAGUUAUUUUGUUGUUAUUUGUAUAUUUAGAUAGACAAAAUCUUUGUGGGUUUAGCUCCCGGAGAAAGAAGCUUUUUAUGCCCCCUCUUCUGCUUGAACGUGACGUUCAC